This is a messenger RNA of Nilaparvata lugens (brown planthopper), 1049 nucleotides long. RefSeq names its product catalase-like. The record is from RefSeq and is a predicted model, not a curated record. Gene Ontology annotation, molecular function: heme binding; catalase activity. Gene Ontology annotation, biological process: hydrogen peroxide catabolic process; response to hydrogen peroxide. Lineage: Eukaryota; Metazoa; Arthropoda; Insecta; Hemiptera; Delphacidae. Gene Ontology annotation, cellular component: cytoplasm; mitochondrion; peroxisome.
GUGCUUUCGGCUACUUUGAAGUGACACAUGACAUUUCCAAGUAUUGCAAAGCAAAGGUGUUCGCUUCAAUAGGUAAGAAAACACCUAUUGCUGUCAGAUUCUCGACUGUUGGCGGAGAGAGUGGAUCGGCUGAUACUGCCAGAGAUCCAAGAGGAUUCGCAGUGAAAUUCUAUACGGAAGGUAACUGGGAUUUGGUGGGCAACAACACUCCCAUCUUCUUCAUUCGUGAUCCGAUACUGUUCCCCAGCUUCAUUCACACACAGAAACGGAAUCCAGUCACACAUUUGAAGGAUGCGGACAUGUUCUGGGACUUCAUCAGUCUGCGCCCAGAGACCACCCAUCAGGUGAUGUUUCUGUUCUCGGACCGCGGAACCCCCGACGGAUACCGCUUCAUGAACGGAUACGGCUCGCACACGUUCAAGCUAGUUAACAGCAACAAUGAGCCUGUAUACUGCAAAUUCCACUACAAGACUGCACAAGGAAUCAAGAACCUGCCGGCCGGGAAAGCGCACGAGCUGUCAGGCUCAGAUCCCGAUUACUCGAUUCGCGACCUCUACAACGCCAUCGCUUCCGGCAACUUCCCGCAGUGGAACUUCUCCAUACAAGUCAUGACUUACGAGCAGGCCCAGAACUGGAAGUACAAUCCGUUCGAUCUCACAAAGGUUUGGCCUCAUGGCGAAUUCCCACUGAUCCCGGUCGGAAAACUGGUCCUGGACAGGAACCCUUCUAAUUUCACCGAUGUUGAGCAGAUUGCCUUCACCGCUCAUUUUGUGCCUGGAAUCGAACCCAGCCCAGACAAGAUGCUUCAGGGUCGCCUGUUCUCGUAUAGCGACACGCAUAGACACCGCUUGGGGGCUAACUACCUGCAGUUGCCCGUCAAUUGCCCCUACCGGGCCGUGGUGGCCAACACACAGCGCGAUGGCCCUGCCUGCUACACCAACAACCAGGGGGGCGCGCCCAACUACUUCCCUAACAGCUUUGGGGGCCAUCGCGAGCAGCCCAGCGCCGCCAACACCAAGUUCAGCACUGUUGGAGAUGUCGACAGGUUA